AGCACUUUGUUGCCAUUCCCUGGAGGACCGGGAAGAGCACACUGGGGCGCACCCUCCGGUGUUGUGGUGUAACUGCAAAGACAUGGCUUUCGAGUAGCUUAAGCAAGGCGUGAAUGUGCUGGAGGGGCCACGGACACCUGGAGAAGCAGGGAACCGUGCAGAGCCGAAAGGAAGGGCUGAUCUAGGCCUGGAGCUGCGGGCACGGGCUGGGGCACCGGGCCGCCUCCGCCUGCUCCUUUUCUGCUUGGUCCUCACUGCAGAGCGUGUGCACACCGUUCGUGCAGCCGCUGCAGGGACUGCGCACCUGGGGCUGUCUUGCAGAACACGGAGGGUUGGGCGGGGCGGGGCAUCAUCUUGCAGAGUCGGGUUUGGGGGAUGGAGAGUGUGGGGCUGGCGGUGGGUGCCAAACGCCGAAAGUGCUUAUGCCGCCGAACGGAGCCACUAGACACGGUCAGCAGGGUAGACGGUUAAAUGUCAGCACCAUAAGCAGAACCUGCCCCUUGCUCGCUCUGGAGAAUGACGGUACCCUAAUGUCAGGCUCGGGUGUGAAGUUUGAGGGGGGAGGACAUGGCGCCCCAACCCAGGCUGGGGAGGCAUCAGGUCCCUGGAGCCACGCCUGUGGGGUCGAGAUGCGCUUGCGGGCCUGUGAGUGGACGAGCGUGAACCUGCACGUCAGGUCUCUAGUGAGCUGCCAGCCCUUCUCCGUCUUUUUCCGUUACUUCCCGUCUCUCUCCGCCAUUCUCCGUGUCUUUCCGUCAGUCUUCGUCAUCCCCCGCCUCUCCUCGCCAAUCUCCGUCUCCGUCAAUUUCCGCCUCUGUCCGUCUCUCGCCGCGCAGGUCCGCCGGUGGCCGUGGCUCUCCGUAGAUUCCUGUGUUCACAGGCGCACGGUUCGCCCUGCUCCUGGCGCGUCCUGCCUCUGUGCUGAGGCGCAGCAGCUCGUAGCCGGGUCUGGCUGUGGGGAUCCUGGGCUGCGGCAGGAGUUCGCAUCAUGUCCCGGAGGCCACGUCUGUCACCCUGCAGCCCCCGCUGCUGUGUCUCAAGGCCCGCUGUCUCGGCCACGUUCAUGCCAGGAGGGAUGAUGUGGGUCCUGUCUGCGCAGGGGACCUGGGGAAACAUCGCAGACUCACCACUAACAGAAACAAAAAUUCCCUAUCUCAUUUACUCUUCACUCAGACCCCUUGUAAGGACCUCUCCAUCCCCAUUUUGUACGUGAGGACAUUGAGAUUUAGAGAGAUUAUGUAGCUUGAAAGUGAUUACAACCAUUAAAAGAUGUCUCAGGACGCAA
This is a messenger RNA of Manis pentadactyla (Chinese pangolin), 1285 nucleotides long. RefSeq lists its product as uncharacterized. The transcript is spliced from 2 exons. The coding region runs from base 423 to 1079 and encodes 218 amino acids. The record is from RefSeq and is a predicted model, not a curated record. Lineage: Eukaryota; Metazoa; Chordata; Mammalia; Pholidota; Manidae.